This is a messenger RNA of Carica papaya (papaya), 950 nucleotides long. RefSeq names its product Metal-dependent phosphohydrolase. The record is from RefSeq and is a predicted model, not a curated record. Lineage: Eukaryota; Viridiplantae; Streptophyta; Magnoliopsida; Brassicales; Caricaceae.
UUACGUGUGUUCUCUUCUAGUCGAGAUUUGUGUGUAAUCUGUAGAAAACAGAGAAAGGAAAUGGCGAAUAGAGAGAGAGUGAGAAAAGCAGAGGAACUUAUGGAAAGAGUAAUGAAGGGGAACGACGCUUCCCAUGAUGCUUUUCAUGUCUGGAGGGUCAGGGACCUAGCUCUCUGCCUCGCACGGGAGGAAGGCCUCUCCUCCAACCCUGACUCCAUGGAAAUCGUGGAGCUUGCUGCACUUCUGCACGAUAUAGAGGACUACAAAUAUUUGAGGGAUCAAUCAGAAGGAAGAAUACUUGAAACUUUUCUUGACGAAGUGGAGUUAGAAAAGAGUAAGAAGAAGAAGAUAUUAGAGAUCAUCAAGGGAAUGGGUUUCAAGGAGGAAGUUUCUGGGAUUGUGAAUUUUGAAAAGUGUCCAGAAUUUGGGGUUGUCCAAGAUGCUGAUCGUCUUGAUGCAAUUGGUGCCAUAGGAAUUGCUCGUUGCUUCACUUUUGGUGGAAGCAGGAACAGAGUUCUUCAUGAUCCUGCCAUUCAUCCAAGAUCAGAUCUAUCCAAGGAACAAUACAUGAAGAAAGAGGACCAGACUACUGUGAAUCACUUUCACGAGAAGCUUUUCAAGUUGAAGGAUUUGAUGAAAACAGAGGCCGGUAAAAGGAGGGCUGAGAAAAGGCAUAAGUUCAUGGAGCAAUUCUUGAAAGAGUUUUAUGAUGAGUGGGAUGGAACGGCUUGACCGGUAUGGUCCUUAUCUACUGCAUACUAGCUGCUGGCAACCCUUUGCCUAUAGUUUUAUGUUAUAUCUGUAUCAUAACGUAGCUGCAUCACGUACGCUUAGAGGGUCUUUGUUUAAUUCUUAAUCUAUCAACGGUUCUAAUACCGUACCUAAUGGAUUGCCACUUUGAUAUGCCAUCCAUAAAUUUUAUUAAGGAAGUUGAAUUUUGUUAUACUCGA